Messenger RNA from Adineta steineri, 519 nucleotides. The record is from the annotation of a GenBank genome assembly. Lineage: Eukaryota; Metazoa; Rotifera; Eurotatoria; Adinetida; Adinetidae.
AUGCUUCAAGUUUCAACAAUUGCCUUCGUUUUGUUUGCUAUUGUAUCAGCUAAUGCUUUUACAGCCGACCAAAUUAGAUUUCAACAAGAAACAUUAGUGCAUCAUAAUACACUACGAGCUCGUCAUUGUGCUGCAAAUCUUGCACUUGAUGAUAAUUUGAAUAAAAUAGCACAAAGCUAUGCUGAAAAACUUGUUAAUACAAAUUCAUUUGCACAUUCAAAUAAUGGCCAUGGAGAAAAUCUUUAUAUGAUGAGUAGUUCAGCUUCAUUAGCAAGUUUACAUGGAAAAGCAGCAACUCAAUCAUGGUAUGAUGAAAUUAAAGAUUAUAAUUAUAAUCAACCAGGUUUUUCAGCUAAAGUUGGUCAUUUUACACAAGUCAUUUGGAAAAAUUCUAAACAACUCGGUGUUGGUGUUGCCUUUUCUAAGGAUGGACGUAAAGCUGUUGUUGUUACUAAUUAUUCACCACCAGGAAAUUAUAUGAAUCAAUUUGAUCAGAAUGUACUUCGAGCUCAAUGCUAA